AUGUCGGACAAAGGUCGUCCCUUGCCGAAGUUUGGUGAAUGGGAUGUGAAUGAUCCAGCAUCAGCAGAAGGUUUCACAGUGAUAUUCAACAAAGCUAGGGAUGAGAAGAAAACCGGUGGCAAACCCGGAUCACCCGGUAAAUCCACUGAGGGUAAUGUUAAGUCUGGAGGAGAUCCUAGUAAACCUCAGCCUAAAAAAUGGCUCUGCUGCAUGCAAUCUCCGGCUGUGGACUCUUGA
Molecule: messenger RNA, 237 nt
Organism: Arabis nemorensis
Lineage: Eukaryota; Viridiplantae; Streptophyta; Magnoliopsida; Brassicales; Brassicaceae
Source: the annotation of a GenBank genome assembly